UUACUGAAUGUAUUGUAGUAUGAAAUUACGAAUUUUUAUUUUUUACGCCUGAUUUAAGUGUUGCCGUUCGAGUUGAUAAGACGAAAGAAUGCGCAAAAGCUAUUGCGAUCGGAUCUUGCUCCUUUUAUUAGCAGCUAAAGCAUGCCAAUGUGGUUACACGUACGAAAAGAUCGGCGACUCUCACUACUUCAUAGGCAAGGGGAACAGUGAUGAGCAAAUAUUCGACUGGUUCGAUGCGCGUCGCAGUUGUCGGGCUCAAGGCGGCCAACUCGUAUCCGUGCAGACGGCCAAGCAGUUGAUUGAACUGGAGCACUAUAUAUUGGCUCAGGGCUAUGCCAAUGGAAGCAUGUUCUCCACAUCCGGUCACAGUUUCGAAAGUGAAUAUCCCUUCAAGUGGAGUGCGCUAGGUAAGAGCUUGACGUACACCAAGUGGUUGCCCGGCGAGGGUCCUCCGCUCAAUUCGUUUUUGAGCCUGCAGCUUGUCAACUCGGAGCUGUUUAUGGUCACAUCGUGGGGCUUUGAUCAGUUUUAUAUAUGUGAAUAUGAAACGAUAAGUGUUUGGUUAGUUACCAAUUUAUAUAAUCCGUUUUAUUCGAUACUUGUGAUACUCAUAUUAGUGUUCUUAUAUACGUUAAUCAAAAGAAAAAGAGCGGUACCUGAAGAAGAGCAACUGCUUAAAAAUUAAACAACAAACAUUAAAUAAAACUAUUUAGUUUAUUUGAAA
Molecule: messenger RNA, 724 nt
Organism: Drosophila virilis
Lineage: Eukaryota; Metazoa; Arthropoda; Insecta; Diptera; Drosophilidae
Source: RefSeq, a predicted model, not a curated record